Ahaetulla prasina is the source of this 7129-nucleotide messenger RNA. RefSeq names its product leucine-rich repeat and fibronectin type III domain-containing protein 1-like protein. NCBI's taxonomy places the organism in Eukaryota, Metazoa, Chordata, Lepidosauria, Squamata, Colubridae. Gene Ontology annotation, molecular function: protein binding. The record is from RefSeq and is a predicted model, not a curated record. Bases 5028 to 6959 code for a protein of 643 amino acids. The transcript has 5 exons.
ACAUCCAUAAACAAUCUCUUAAAUAUAAUAUUUAAUCCAAAUUCAUAAAUUUUAUUGUCUAUCCUCCAAAAUUAAACAAUAUUCCAUCUUCCCAUUUCUUUAUACCUCACAUAUAUCAAAUAAUACCCCUAAAAUUACACCUAUAAUUUAUAUCCAGAAUAAGUCAGUUAUAAAAAUUAACCAUAAUCAAAUAACAUUAUUAGAAUUACACCUAUAAUUUAUACCCAAAAUAAAUCAAUUAUAAAAAUUAAACCCUAUAUAUAUAAAAAAAAUACCAUCACAAUCACAUCUUAAACAUCUGCUCACCAAUCAACUUAGCAUCUAGCAAUAAAGGAUUUCCAUCUUUAAUACAUUGGUGUAAAAAUCUCUUGCUUUAAAAACUGUAUUAAGAAAAUACUUUCUUCCUUUAUAAUACACUGUUAAGCCAGCUGGAACCUCCCAUCUAAAAUAUAUCUGAUGUUUCUUAAGCUCAUCCACUAAAAAGGCAAAUUCUUUUUUCUUUCUUAAUAUUUUAGGAGGAAUUUCCUUCAUUAUUAUAUCUUGUCCUAAUAUUUGAAAUUUAUUUUUAUAAAAUGUUUGUAAAAUUCCAUACCUAAUCUUCUUAGUUGUAAAAUAAAUAACCACAUCUCUCAGUAAUCGCUUCUGCCUUGCCAACCAAGGAUUAACACGAUAGAUUCUUUCAAUAUUAACUUCAAAAUCUUCUGGUUCCACUCCAUCUAUCUGAGCAAAGGCCUGAGUAAAAAUCUCUUUUAAAUUUUCCUGCCUCCAUUCCUUUAAUCCCCUCACCCUUAUAGCAUAUUCCAUUAAUCUAUAUUGUAAUAUAACCCUUUCUUCAUCUGCCCUAUUCACCUUAACCUGAAUAUCAUCUAUUUUAGUUUCUAAAUUCAAAUUAAUUUGAUUCAUUUAAACUUCCUCUAUUUUCCUUUGCAAAUCUAGAUUAAUUUGGUUAAGUUCUCCCAGUCUUUCCUCCAUCUGAAUACUAGAUACCAAUAAAAGCGUAAUUGUAUCCUUUACCAUUUUCAUAUCCCUCCUCUGCUCUUCCACCAUAUCUUUAAAAUCCGAUAUUUCUUUCUCCAUUUCAUUAAAUUUUUGAUCUAUUUCUAAAAGAUGAGCCUCCAAAAGUUCCUAUAAAAAAUUCCGUAAACCUUCCUUGAUAUCUUCUUUUAAUUUCCGUAUCUGAACUGAAGAAAUUUCCAAGAUUUUAGUAGUAGUUAAUUCUGUUUGCUUAAGAACUAUUUUUAAACUGUAUAGUCUACCAAAAAGAAAAAAAAUUUAAUAAACUUUUCUUCCUAAACACUGUAAUAGAAAAAAAGGUUUAAAAAAAUCAUAAACAGUUCUUAUUCAUUCCAUUUAAAGAGUAUCUUGUUAUGUUCUUCUUAUAGGUUCCACACCAGCAGUUGUAGUAAGCAUUUCCUUAACUUUCGCUUUUAAUACACAAAGCGCCAUUUGCUUUCAUUACACAAAACGCCAUUUCCUUUCUUCGUCUCCAAUCUUUGCUACAAAUAUAUCCUCUGAUAGGGAGUUAAAAUCUUCUUACAAGCAAAUGCCAGCACUCCUGUUUCUGCUCUGUCCACAUUAGCAAUCCAUCACAAAUCCAUUUCAGUCGCGGAGAUGGGUGCUGCGUUUUGUUCCGCCAUUAGGCAGAAGCGUUUCAGAUUCCGAAGCUUUUUUCAGGCUAUAGAAGGAGCGUUCUCAUCAAGCCUCCAGAAAUUUUCCUGGGGCUUUCCUGGGGGCUCUACUUCAGCCCGAAUGCUCACCUCUCCCUCUUUGCCCGAGGGAGAGAUUUUCAAACCACCAGACAGCUGGUUUGCGCUGUCUGAACGGCUCUACCCUAAUCCUGGAUUUUGAAAUCAAGUUUAUCGAGGUUGGCAAGUCCAAAAUUAUAUGGUGAGCUGCAAACUAGGAUAUGAAUAUGAAGUUCUAAUAUCCUGCCACCCCCUUGCCCAUCUGUUGGCUCCUGGAGAUCAGGACUAUUGCUUAUUAUACAUUUUAUUGCAUUUGUUUUAUUGUAAUCAAUGAUGUUUCUGCUUUGGGAUGUUUUACAGGUGAAAUGGCCUGCGUGCAUUUUAAGCCCUGCCUUUGCUCAGAAACAGGUUCCCAACCAGGCUCCUGCAGGGGAAGGGAGAAUUUAGGUAUGCUUGGAGUCACUUGCUGUGGGAAGGGGCAAAAGAAAGCAUGUGGCAAGAGGGAUGGUAAACUGCAUUCAUUCAGCUGCUAGGACCUUUGUAGGGUCCUCCUUCCCAGGCCACAGAAUGUCUUGCUGCCAACCCAGCUUUGCUCCAGGGGCUGAGUUUUCAUGAGCAAGUUGCACAGGAAGACAGCAACCCAGAGAAAAGACACUGAGCUGUCUGCCAAUCACUUGCAUGUGCUUGGAUGUUGGGGGCGUCCAUGCUCUGAGGCUUUCCCUGCUGUUGCUAAACAACUCCUGAUCAAGACACUCAGAUAGCAACAGCCUGAAGCCCAGUUCCAUCUCUGGCCAGAUCUUUCUCCAAUGUUUUGACAGGUAAGAGUUUCACCACCAUUGUUGUGGUUAAUUGCAAGUCUUAAGAUCUGCCCCACCACCGACAGACUCUGCCACAUUACAACAAUGCUUCUUUUUUUUAUUUAUUUACAUUUAUAUCCCGCCCUUCUCCGAAGACUCAGGGCGGCUUACAAUGUAUAAGGCAAUAUAUUUCUUGGUUAAGUGCCAACCAGAAAGAGUAUUUCUCACACGCAUAUCAAACAAGUGAGGCUGGCAGAACUCUGCGCAAUUUACUUGGCAUGCCCAGUUUUUCUCUCCAUUGAAAUGAAGACAACCCACUUCUUGUCUUUACCAGGAUCAGGAAAGGAAACCAAGCCUGGCAGUUUCCCCGAGGGUCAGGGCAAGUGGCAUUCCUGCCAAGCUGAGGAGGCCAUGAAAAAGGCCUGUCCUUCCCUAUGGUAGAGUUUUCAGACUCUUCCGCCCUGGAUUUGAAGAAUCUUUAGCCGGGCACCAAGAGCAAUGGUGUGCUUUCUGCGCAUGGGAUAUAGUUGUGGCCAAUUCUGUCAUAGAGACUCAGCAAAAGACAUCUCAAAUCCCUCACUUGUGGAAUAACUGAGGUCCAGGUUUUUGUUCUCUGCUGCUGAGGCCUCUGCCUGUCCUGAGGGGGUGCACUCUUAUAAACGAGGUCAUUGCCCCCUCCCUCUGCCUGCUCUUGGGGAGUGUUAAUCCCUUUGUCUGUCUGCUGAUGGAUGGAGGCUGAUUUGCAGAGAGCAGAAACACACCAGAGUUGGAAUGGACCUUAGAAGUGUUCUAGUCCAGCCUCCUGCUGAGACAGGAGACCAGGGGUUCCCAACCUCCAGUCUGCAGCUGCAGCUUGUUGGGAACCAGGCCGCAUAAGCAGCAUACAAGCGUGCAAACGAAACCAUCCCCUCCCCCCCAUCAGUCUUGGAGCCGGUAGGUUGGAAACUGCUGGUCUAGACCAUUUCAGACAAGUGGUUGUCCAGUCUCUUCUUGAAGACCUUCACUAAUGGAGAAUCCACAACUUUUCUUUUAUGUACACUGAGAGCAUAUGCACCAAGACAAAUUCCUUUUGUGUCCAAUCACACUUGGCCAAUAAAAAAAAAAAAUUAUUCUGGAGGAAAGUUCCACUGGUUAAUUGUUCUCACUGCCAGGAAAUUCCUCCUUAGUUCUAGGUUACAACUUUCUAUCCCUUGCUUCUUGCCCUGCCUUCAGGUGCUUGGGAGAAUAAGUCCUCCCCUUUUUUGGGGCAGCCCCUGAGAUAUUGGGAGAUUAAAACCAUGUCACCCCAGUCUCUCUUCCUUAGAGUAGACAUACAUGUCUCCGGGCCAGUCGGGAAACACUCCCGGCAGCAACAACUUGAGCGCAGAGCUCCCUGCAUUUCUCUGAAUAGCGGGGCGGCUUGGGCGCCCUGUGGAAAAGAGGUGCCUUCCGUUGCUGCUGCUGGAAACCGCAAGACUCCCGUGGGCAGGCCUCGAGGAAAGCAGCCAUGCAAAAGACGGGGGGGGGGUGAGGAUCAGGACUCGUCAUUUCCGUCUGCGGAACAGGCACACGUGGUGGUGGGGGGCACAGCAUGGAAACGCGGGCGCACCAAGCGCAAAAUUGCCAGAAAUCUUGCGAGCCUCAACACAGCCGUCGGCUGGUUUGCUUGCUACGCCCCCUCCCCUUCCGCGCCCUCUCCUCCCCUGUCUUCUAGCAGAGACGGCGACGCAUUCGCUUCAGCAGUCGACUGGCGGAAAUCCUUCCGCCGUGGCGGCGGCGGACUGGCUCCCUUAGCGGUGUGCGUGGACCGUCCGGGCGGUGGCUACCGGGCGUGCUCGGCCGCGGCGAUCGCGCGGGAACCUCAGGGGGACAGGAGCUGCGAGAGCAGGUGGCACCCCCCAGUUCGCCUCGUCGGAAGAGGUGGCUGCUGGGCGAAACAGGCGUAGCGCCGGUGGACGGUGCAGCGCGUGUGACGAGCCGGCAGGCGGAGCCUCUCCAGGCGAGCGCAUGGCCAGCCUCGCCUACCAACUCGGGCGCGCAGAGGAGGCGCGGCCGCGAAGGGCGGCCGUCGAGCCAGGUAAAAGCGCGCGGCCCGGGGGGCGUCGCGGCGGCAGCCCACCUUCGCCUUUGCCCAGAAUUGCGCAGUCGCCGCCUGUCAUCCCGCUCGCGGGUCAACCUUCGUGGAGGAGACCGAAGAACCGCCGGGAGCGGAGGGCUUCCAGGCCGGCGCGCCGGACCUCGACGGAGGCGAGCGACCUGGUCUUGCUCACUCUCCGUGGGGGGAGGACAAUUGUCGCCGGCAAGGGGCCGGUGGUAGGGCGAGCCCCUUCCCGACUGAUGGCAGGCCUCAAGGGAGAAUGACUUCCUCCACUAGAACUGCUGGGUUAGCAGAGAAAAUACAAGUUUGUGUAGAAGACUUAUCACAUCAAGUACAUCCAACAGGAAAGAGCUUCUGAAGGAAGUAGAUGCAUGGCUGGAGCUCAUUUAGCAGUGAACGUGAGGAAUACUUAAAAAGUUGUGGAGAUAGUCCAGCGCCACAGAAACCUUUCUGAUAACAGAAGCAAGGAUGCUGAAUCCCCCAGUUCCAGUUACUCCACGGUGCCAUCUAUAUCUUACCAUGGAAAAGUUGGCCUUCUGCCUUCUGAUGACGAGCACCGUGGCUGUGAGGGCCCUGAUGUGUCCCAUGCGCUGCAGCUGCCAGAGGUUGUCCCCAUCUUUCACCAUUCUCUGCACCAAGAACGGGCUGCUCUUUGUUCCUCCUGCCAUUGACCGACGGACAGCAGAACUCCGACUGAUGGAUAAUUUCAUCACGACUUUGCGAAGGAAGGAUUUUGCAAAUAUGACGGACCUGAUCCAUUUAACACUGUCACGAAACACAAUCAGUCAUAUUAUGCCUUAUGCAUUUUUUGAUCUCAAAGGUCUUCAUGCAUUACACCUGGAUAGUAACCGACUCACCUAUAUUGAUGAGGAUCACUUCAAAGGGUUGAUCAACCUUCGCCACUUAAUUCUCAGUAACAACCAGUUACAUUAUAUUUCAUCUGGAUCUUUUGAUGAUUUCAUUGACAUAAUCGAGGAUCUGGAUCUAUCCUAUAAUAAUCUUGUUAAGGUCCCCUGGGAAACUGUUGGGAGGCUUUCAAAUGCCAAUACUAUUAGUUUGGAUCAUAACCUCAUAGAUUUUGUUCCUGAAGGCAUCUUCUCUGACCUUCACAAACUGGCUCGGCUGGACAUGACUUCUAAUCAGCUGAGGAAGAUCCCCCCCGACCCUCUUUUCUCCCGCAUCCCUGUCUAUGCCAAGCCCAAGGGCAUCCCUCUAUCUUCUCUGGUAUUGAGCUUUGGAGGGAACCCACUACACUGCAACUGUGAGCUAGUGUGGCUACGGCGCCUGACUAGGGAAGACGACCUGGAAACCUGUGCCUCCCCACCCGAGCUGAUGGGCAAGUAUUUCUGGUCUAUUAAGGAAGAGGAAUUUGUCUGUGAACCACCAAUGAUUACUCGCAGAACGGCAAAGCAAGUGAUCAUGGAAGGCCAGAGUGUUUCCUUGAAGUGUAGAGCAAUGGGUGAUCCAGAACCAUACAUGCGCUGGAUUUCACCAGGAGGAAAAUUGGUCUCCAACACUUCCCGAACAAAUUCCUAUGAGAAUGGGACUUUGGACAUUUUAGUGACUUCCAUGGAAGACCAAGGCACGUAUACUUGUAUAGCAUCCAAUGCUGCAGGGGAGUCCACUGCACCAGUUGAACUUCUGGUCAGCCCAUAUCCUCAUCUUGCUAACAGCACAAAUUCUGGCAAAGACGCAGAGACGGGUCCAUCAGAUAUUCUCAUCCCAGCCAAGUCCAGCUUCUCUAAUGAAACCAAAUCUCGCCAAGAGAGGAAAGUGGCCAUUGCUGAGCUGACCUCGUCCUCUGCCCUCAUCCAGUGGCAUUCGCAGCACCAUAUUCCUGGGAUGCGAAUGUUCCAGAUCCAGUACAACAGCUCUGCUGAUGACAUCCUGGUGUACAGGAUGAUCCCGGCUUCUAGCAAAUCUUUCUUCCUGACCGACCUGGUUGCUGGGCGGGACUAUGAUCUGUGUGUCCUUGCUGUUUAUGAUGAUGGUGUGACUUCUCUGACAGCGACCCUGGUGGUAGGGUGUGUGCAGUUCACCACGGAGGAGGCAUACCGGCAGUGUCAGUCCCUCCACGCACAGUUUCUUGGUGGAACCAUGAUUAUUAUCAUCGGAGGCAUCAUUGUGGCAUCUGUCCUUGUUUUUAUCUUCAUACUUCUGCUGAAAUACAAAGUUUACAUCAACCACCACAAAACCAAAAACCCUGAAGUGAAUAACGUUUGCUCUCAAACCAAUGGUAGUCAGAGUAACUCUCUGGUACAUUCCAGUUCCAAACUGGCUGAAUGGAUCCAGCAAGAACGUUCAAGCUCACCACUCAGAGGCAAAACUAUACUAGACUUUAACUACGAACGAGCAGCCUUUACAGAAGCGUCUGUUUUAAAAAACGAAGCCUUUCCGUAAUAGUUAUGCUGGUCCCAGGCAAGAAGCAGUAAAAAAUAACUCAUGUGGUUGUAUUUUAAGCUUCACUGUCUAUUUUUAAGAUCAGAUGGUUUUAAACACUAUUUUUUUAAUCUGUAAAAGUUCUUGCAUUCUUAACUAUUUUUGUUGCACUAUAUUAAAUAUAAACUGUG